AUGGCGGUCGUGCUGGCCUUCAGGGUGGUCGCGGGUCUGGCGGCCGCGGCGCUGGCGGCCCUGCUUCUGGAGCACUACGGCCUGGCCGGCCCUCCGUCCCCGCUGCCCGAGCCCCGACGCCCGCGGAGGCCCCUGCCCGCGCCGGGCUCCGGAGCCGGCAACAUUUUCUGGGGUCUGCAGAUAUCCGACAUUCACCUGAGCAGGUUUCGCGAUCCCGGCAGAGCGGUCGACUUAGAGAAGUUCUGUUCAGAAACUGUUGACAUCAUUCAGCCAGCUCUCGUCUUAGCCACAGGAGACCUGACAGAUGCCAAAACAAGGGAACAAUUGGGGUCCAGACAACAUGAGGUUGAAUGGCAAACUUACCAGGGUGUUUUGAAGAAGACAAGGGUCAUGGAGAAAACCAAGUGGCUGGAUAUCAGAGGAAAUCAUGAUGUGUAUAACAUUCCAAGUCUGGAGAGUGUCAAGAAUUAUUACAGGAAAUACUCUGCUGUGCGUAGGGACGGCUCUUUCCAUUAUGUGCACAGUACUCCCUUCGGCAACUAUUCUUUCAUCUCUGUGGACGCCACCCAAAAGCCAGGGCCCAAGAGACCUUUUAAUUUCUUUGGAAUUUUAGAUGAGGAACAAAUGAAGGAACUCAUAUUACUGUCCAAGGAAAGCAGUCAGAGUAAUCAGACAAUUUGGUUUGGGCAUUUUACAACAUCUACUAUCCUGUCUCCAUCACCAGGAAUCCGAACAAUAAUGAGCUCUGCUACAGCUUAUUUGUGUGGACACCUCCAUACUCUUGGUGGACUGAUGCCUGUUUUACAUAGCCGUCACUCCAAAGGCACUUUGGAACUUGAGGUGGGAGACUGGAAAGACAACAGACGGUACCGGAUCUUUGCCUUUGAUCAUGACCUCUUUAGCUUUGCAGAUUUAAGCUUUGGCAAGUGGCCCGUGGUUCUUAUCACCAAUCCUAAACCACUCCUCUAUAGUUGUGCUAAACAUGAACCACUAGAAAGACUCUUCCACUCAACACACAUCAGAGUGUUGGCAUUUUCCUUAUCCUCCAUUACUUCUGUCAUUGUUAAGAUUGAUGGAAUUAAUUUAGGCCAAGCUACUCAUUUGUCUGGUCCUAUUUUCAUACUGAAGUGGAAUCCCAGAAACUAUAGCAAUGGGACAUAUACCAUAGAAGUAAUUGUCCAGGAUUCUGCUGGAAGAAGUAGGAGUGCUCACCACAUAUUUUCUGUUCAAGAGAAUACUCAUCUUACAUUUGACCCGUUGGCAUCAUUUAUUCUCCUUACUGACCACUACAUUGUGGCCCGGGUCCUCUUUGUGCUGAUUGUGCUGCUCCAGCUCACCAUUCUUAUUACUUUUAGGUGUCUAGCAUACCCACAGAUGAAAGAGCCUCCAGGAUUUAUAAAUAUGACUUCAUUUUCACUUCAUGUCUUGAGCAAAAUAAACAUCUUCUACUAUUCUGUGUUGUUGCUGACCUUGUAUACAGUACUGGGACCAUGGUUUUUUGGUGAAAUAAUUGAUGGCCAGUUGGGUUUCUGCUUUUCCUUUGGGAUGUUUGUUAAUGGUCAUUUCCUGCAAGGCAGUCUGACAUUUAUAGUCGGAAUUCUUCAGCUGCUGUUUUUUAAUAUCCCGUUGAUGGCAUACCUGUGUUGGAGCUUGCUGCAGCGGUGCUAUGGUCACAACUUCAGCUCUCAUCUUCACCAAGGAAAAUGUUUAAGAAUUAUACCUGUUCACCUACUUAUGCUACUGCUGUACAUCUGGCAGGUUUAUUCUUGCUAUUUUCUUCAUGUGACGUAUGGCACCCUGGCGCUUAUAUUUUCCCCUUUGCGGACCUGGUUAGCAUUGUUGACACCUGUACUUAUCCGUCGUGUCUGGACAUUGAACUCCCCAGAGCUUGGAACUUUCAUGGUGCACUUAAAAAGUCACCUGAGCUCCUGAAGACCAUGACUACCACUGGCAGAAUUCCAGCCUCCACAUCUAAAGCCCAUACCUCUGCCCCAGUAGCAGUUGGAAAGCCGGUAUUGGUGGGUGAGCUUUCCAGGAGCUGCUGAUCCGGGUUUCUGGAUGUUGGAGCGUUACUACUGAUUCCUGCAGAGUGGCCUGCAGGAAAGUCUAAUGACUUUACCUCGGCGAAGAGCCUUAAUCAGGGAGAGCCACAGGGUAAGGGCUGAGUGGUACCUCAGAGCCCCUGUGUUAUUAUGGUUUUCCUGUGUAAAGCAUCUGGUCCAUGUUUGGAACUCAGAAGCUGUCAGAGAUGCCAUUUUAGGCAGAGGGAACCUGUGUGGACUUGGGCUGUACCCUGACUACCUUUCAGCUAUUUGUUCCAAGCCCUGUUUUCCUACAGGGUUAUGGGCUUCUGGUAGUUAGUCGGGGGUGUUUUCAACUAAUCAAAUAAAUGAUGAAUGUGAAA
Messenger RNA from Jaculus jaculus (lesser Egyptian jerboa), 2404 nucleotides. RefSeq names its product transmembrane protein 62 (gene Tmem62). The coding region runs from base 1 to 1932 and encodes 643 amino acids. The transcript is spliced from 14 exons. Lineage: Eukaryota; Metazoa; Chordata; Mammalia; Rodentia; Dipodidae. The record is from RefSeq and is a predicted model, not a curated record. Gene Ontology annotation, molecular function: hydrolase activity.